AACGAUUUGAAUUUUGAAGGUCAAAACCCCAAUUUCGGUCUUUCCCUUAAACCCUUUCUCCGCUAGUGGUGAAAUUCCCGUUGCCGCCACUCUACUCCACCGGAGAAUGCAAAUCGCCGGCUUAGUUUCAAGAUCUAGGGCGCGAUGUAUCGCCGACGCAUACCUCUUUGCCAACCGCUCCUUAUUCUCGAAAUCCCUCCGCAGCUCCAUUACCGCUCCUCUAUUUUCUCCACCCCCAACACAAUCAACCACCAGUGAUGCUUUCGGGCCGAAAUUGGGCUGCGUCCGGGCCUACCACGACGGAAGGCCUAGAGGUCCGCUGUGGAGAGGCAAGAAGCUCAUCGGGAAGGAGGCGCUCUUCGUCAUAUUAGGCAUGAAGCGAUUCAAAGACGAAAACGAAAAGCUUGAUAAAUUCAUCAAGACGCACGUGCUCAGGCUUCUGAAAAUGGAUAUGGUCGCCGUUCUUACUGAGCUCGAGCGCCAGGGGGAGGUGUCUCUCGCCGUCAAGAUGUUUAAGGUGAUUAAAAAACAAGACUGGUACAAACCUGAUGUUUACCUUUAUAAGGAUUUGAUUGUUGCAUUGGCUAGACGGAAAAAGAUGGAGGAUGCGAUGGAUUUGUGGCAAAAUAUGAGACAGGAAGAUCUGUUUCCUGACUCCCAGACUUAUACAGAAGUUAUUCGUGGUUUCUUACAGUAUGGUUCUCCUGCCGACGCCAUGAAUGUCUACGAGGAUAUGAAAAAGUCUCCAGAUCUUCCUGAGCAAUUGCCAUUUAGGAUAUUAUUGAAGGGGCUACUUCCGCAUCCCUUGUUGAGGAACAAGGUCAAGCAAGAUUUCGAGGAAAUUUUUCCUGAUCAACGUGUUUAUGAUCCUCCUGAGGAGAUUUUUGGAUUACGAUGAGGAAUUUGGAGUGCUCUGUUCUGCUUGAACCUGCUCCUACUCCGCUACAUUAUGCAAGCAAGAGAAGAAUCUUUGCUCAUCGAAUGAACGAUUGGAUCCAGGUUUUGCCUUUACUAUAUCUUAGCAUGUGUAUGUAUUUAGGCAACAUUGUGAAACUGUCAACUUCUUUAGGGGGAGAGCUCAAAUUGGUACUCUGCCAACGAUACUAAAAUAGCAGUAGCUGAUUUCUAAUGCUUCAUUUACUUUUAACAAUGUCUGGUGUAUGUUCCCUUGUUGUAAUCCUAUAUUCACCAAAACUGAAAAUGCAAAGCCCAAACAUUGAAUAAAGAUGAAAAAAAGCAUCCUUUCCUUAGUCAAAAUGAGCUUAUAUACAUGUGAA
Molecule: messenger RNA, 1277 nt
Organism: Salvia splendens (bonfire salvia)
Lineage: Eukaryota; Viridiplantae; Streptophyta; Magnoliopsida; Lamiales; Lamiaceae
Product: protein THYLAKOID ASSEMBLY 8-like, chloroplastic
Exons: 3
Coding region: 107-898 (263 amino acids)
Molecular function (GO): protein binding
Source: RefSeq, a predicted model, not a curated record